This is a messenger RNA of Diabrotica balteata, 1220 nucleotides long. Lineage: Eukaryota; Metazoa; Arthropoda; Insecta; Coleoptera; Chrysomelidae. The record is from the annotation of a GenBank genome assembly.
AUUUGACAUUGCAGUUCAGUGUCAUGAUCUAAAUUUUAGUAAAAAUCCUGCAAAAAUGAUUUUGUAUAGAUUAUGGCCCCUGGUCUCGUACUCAGAGAGUCUGAAGAACUUACACUCUCUACCCGCGGCUACCGCCUUUUGCAAAAAUUGGGCGAGGGAUCCUAUGCUCAAGUUUUUUUAGCCGAAUUUAUAACUACAUCAACCAAAAGCAACGAUAACUCACCAGAAAAACCCAGCAGAGUUUUGGCUUGUAAAAUCGUUGAUGUAAGUAAAGCACCCCCCGAUUUUGUCAAAAAGUUCCUACCUAGGGAACUGGAUAUCCUCGUUCGAAUAUCACAUCCACACAUUAUACACAUACAUAGUAUCUUUCAAAGAAAAACAAAGUAUUUUAUAUUUAUGCGACAUGCGGAAAAUGGCGAUCUUUUGGAAUAUGUUUUAAAAAAAGGGCCAAUACCGGAAGUCCAGUCUCGAGUUUGGUUUCGACAACUUACUCUAGCAGUUCAAUAUUUGCAUGAUAUGGACAUAGCUCAUCGAGAUCUGAAAUGUGAGAAUUGUCUUAUAACUAACAAUUACAAUUUAAAAUUAGCAGAUUUUGGAUUUGCUAGGUUUGUAACUGAUGCACACGGUAGGAGACUAACUAGCACAACUUAUUGUGGUUCUCUUUCAUACGCUGCUCCAGAAGUCCUAAGAGGAAUGCCGUAUUAUCCAAAAAAUGCCGACGUAUGGUCUAUGGGCAUAAUACUUUACAUAAUGAUCAACAAAGCUAUGCCUUUUGAUGAUGCAAACGUUAAACGACUUAACGAACAACAACUGAAUCGCAGAUGGAAAUUUCGACAAAAAGUAGUGGAGCAAUUGUCAGAGCAGGUAAAAAGUUUAGUUGUAAAUCUCCUUGAACCUGAUAUAACUAAAAGACUGCGCCUUAUUGAUAUUUUGGGCUCUGACUGGCUUGGAAUGGAUCCUAGAUUAAAAGUGUUAACACAGUUAGAAGAAGCUGCUUUAGCCCAAGCCCAAAUUGAUAGGAAGAAAUAUAUUGAUCAAUUAAAUAAGAAAGCUGGACGUGACAAAAAAUCUUCUCAAGCCGAAGAAAUGAAGAUACUUAAGAGUACUGAUGGUGAAGAAUUUACAAAGCAAGAUGAUCCGAGUUCUGUCGCUUUACCUUCGGCGUAACAACCAUCGAAAUGUUAGUAAAGUAAAAAGUGAAUGUAUUUGUACCAAGUCCA